Myxocyprinus asiaticus (Chinese sucker) is the source of this 1326-nucleotide messenger RNA. RefSeq lists its product as uncharacterized. The coding region runs from base 163 to 1326 and encodes 387 amino acids. The transcript has 3 exons. The record is from RefSeq and is a predicted model, not a curated record. Gene Ontology annotation, biological process: regulation of transcription by RNA polymerase II. Gene Ontology annotation, molecular function: DNA-binding transcription factor activity, RNA polymerase II-specific; RNA polymerase II cis-regulatory region sequence-specific DNA binding. Lineage: Eukaryota; Metazoa; Chordata; Actinopteri; Cypriniformes; Catostomidae.
UAUUAGUAAAGGUAAAAGGCGCGUUAAUUCAGUAGCAGCCACCUGCAAAACCGCGAUGACGGAAACGCCUCGUCUCUAUGUCACGUGAUGUAACUUGAGCAGCUUGUGCAGGUUAUCAAUCAAUUCUCAUGCUAGUGUUUGGCUUUUCUCAAGCGCACUUUAAUGACUAGUUUAGAGUUAAAGGGCAUGUUUAGCGUGGGCAACACGAUGACUGAAGAUUCCUUGUUUGCCAGUGAUUACGAAGGUCCAUGUCCUCUGUGUGAGGAGGAAGAACAGAGAGGUUACUGCAGAUACAGAGACACCGAGCAAGAGAUUGAGAGAGAAAUAAACAGUGAUGUAGAAGAGCAUGUGAAGGAAAAGGUGGAGGAUGAGGUGUCUCAAGAGUUUGAGAGGAAUUUUGAGGUGAAAUCUGAAGGAAAAACUAAGGAGAACUGGACAAUAGAUCAAGAACCUGAAGACAGGAAACCCGAGACAAAUGAGGAAGACAGCAAAACUGAAGAUGAACAUGAUGUUGAACAGAAAAAUGAGAAAAAAACAGUUGGGGAGCAAAAAGAGGAAUUAGACAAUGGUAAAAAAUAUGGGGAGAAAGACAGGAAUAAGAAAGUGGAAGAAAGUGGCGAAGUCAUUUUAAAAGACCAAGCGAAGACCAACGAUGAAAAAGAGACAAGAGUUUUGGCAGUGUCGCCUUUAAAGGACGACUGUAUUUUGCAGAUGAGCCCUGAUUGUAACAUGGACUUAGUGAUGGUGUGUGAGCAGUCAGUACAGAAAUCUAUGAGUGAAGAACUCAUGUUAUGUCCCCCUGAUACCUCAAAUCUACCCCAGCGCCCUACACAAUCCCCACCCAAACCUUUAUCCAUCACGUUACCACCCCAAAAUCACACACUACAACCCUUUCAGGCCCCACCAGUACUUCAGACCCAAGUCCCAGCACAGGCCCAGUUGGAGACUCCAUGCUUGGGGAAACGGCCCUAUGAAAGCAGCCCCGCUGUUGAGCGCCCAGCCAUGGUGUCCACAGGGCAGGUGGAGGUGACGCUGAGGCAGGUGUACACCACUCGCCGUUACACCCGUUUCACCAGCAGAACAGCUCCGCUGCUGCCUCUGCCCUCAGUGAGUGGAGAAACCAGCACACCAGCUUUACCUUCCAUUAGCACUGAUGCUCCUCUGAUGCCUCCUAAGAAGAAAACACGCACUUUUUACAGCACCGAUCAGUUGGAGGAGCUGGAGCGAGUGUUUCAGGACGAUCACUACCCUGACGGAGAUAAGAGAAAGGAGAUCGCAGCAGCCAUCAGUGUUACACCCCAGAGAAUCAUGGUCACUGUCCACUGA